AUGCAGGCAAAUAAAAAUGGUUCAUACAUGUGCGCACAUACUGAUAACGACAAUGACCAUUGGUGGAUGGUAAACUUGGAGCACAUUUACACGGUGUCAAAAGUUGUCAUCUUGAAUAGGGGUAUUUGUAAAACUUGCUGGUUACGUUUAAGAAAUGUCACCAUCACUGUCGGAGAAACAGAAAGUAAGAUGGAACUGUGUGCAACAUAUGAAGGUGCCGGAGUCGAUGGAGAACUUAUGAGCAUCUUGUGUGAAGCACCAUUGCUAGGACAAUUUGUACGGAUUAGUAAGCCAGGUCCUGAAUAUUUGCAACUCUGUGAAGUUGGGGUUUAUUGCUAAAGCACUGACACUGCCCAGCCUUGUAUUGUAAUUUAUUACAUGAUUAUUUUCAGUGAAUUAUUGAAAUUUAAAAAAGAAAAUACAUAAUUAUUAUAUAAAAUCCGUCCAAUAGCAAAAAUUACCACCAACGUUAUGGAACGUCAAACAAGAUUUUGACGAUUUAUUGUCAGUUUUCAGUAGGCAGUCGUUACUUGUAAUUCCCCAAUGCUAA
Mercenaria mercenaria is the source of this 550-nucleotide messenger RNA. RefSeq names its product fucolectin-5-like. NCBI's taxonomy places the organism in Eukaryota, Metazoa, Mollusca, Bivalvia, Venerida, Veneridae. The transcript has 2 exons. The coding region runs from base 1 to 339 and encodes 112 amino acids. The record is from RefSeq and is a predicted model, not a curated record.